Neopelma chrysocephalum (saffron-crested tyrant-manakin) is the source of this 3109-nucleotide messenger RNA. It is a transcript of the gene SLCO4C1, whose product is annotated as solute carrier organic anion transporter family member 4C1. Gene Ontology annotation, cellular component: membrane. The transcript has 13 exons. The record is from RefSeq and is a predicted model, not a curated record. Bases 33 to 2099 code for a protein of 688 amino acids. Gene Ontology annotation, molecular function: protein binding. Gene Ontology annotation, biological process: transmembrane transport; sodium-independent organic anion transport. NCBI's taxonomy places the organism in Eukaryota, Metazoa, Chordata, Aves, Passeriformes, Pipridae.
GCGUUGGGCGCGGGUACCGCUCGCAGCCGGGGAUGGCAACGGUUUCGGGCGCCAUGAGCGGCGGCGGCGGCAUCGAGAACGCGGCGUUCGAGACUCCCAGCCCCAGCCUCGGCCGGCAGCGCCCCUGGAACUCCGCCAGCUCCAGUGCCAGUUCUAGUGCCUGUGCCCCCUCCGAUCCCGACUUUGAGGAGGGGCCCUGCGGGUGGGGUGGCUGCACCCCGGAGGCUCUGCAGCUCUGCAACAACCCCGAGGGCUACCUGGCUGUGUACAGCCUGCUGGCCACCUUCCAAGGUAUUGUGGUAAAUGGCCUGGUUAACAUUAGUAUUUCAACAAUUGAGAAGCGUUACGAGUUGAACAGUUCCCUGACUGGCUUAAUCUCUGCAAGCUAUGACAUUUCUUUUUGCAUGUUGUCGCUGUUUAUAUCUUUUUUUGGAGAAAGAGGGCACAAACCACGAUGGCUUGCUUUCUCAGCAUUUAUGCUAGGACUGGGCUCCCUUAUAUUUUGCUUACCACACUUUAGUGUUGGAAAAUACCAUUAUGGAGCUAAACCUGAAGACACUUGUCAAGCUCCAGAAACCGUGUCUGCUAAUAUGACUUGCAACGCCAGCUUGAAGUCUUCACAUCACAAGUAUAUGUAUGUCUUCAUUCUGGGACAGCUGCUGCUGGGAAUUGGAGGAACGCCGCUGUAUACUUUGGGAACAGCUUUUAUUGAUGAUAGUGUCCCAAAACACAAAUCUUCCCUUUAUAUAGGAAUUGCCUAUGCCAUGUCUCUGCUGGGUCCUGCUAUUGGAUAUGUUGUAGGAGGGCAACUGCUUAAUGUUUAUAUUGAUAUCCAGAUCCCAGAAAGUACAAAGGUGGAUCACGAUGACCCACGUUGGCUUGGAGCAUGGUGGAUAGGAUUUCUUGCAUGCUUUUUUGCAAUUUGGCUUCUUAUAAUACCUUUUUCAAUGUUUCCAAAGCACCUGCCAGGAACAGCAAAAAUACAGGCUGAAAAAGUCUCUGAAACUCAUGAUGAUGGAAGUGAGGCCCUAGUUCGGAUCAAGAAUAUUGGAAAAAAUUUUAAAGACUUUCCUAUAUCUCUCCUGAUACUGUUGAGGAAUCCAGUGCUUAUGUGUCUAAUAAUAGCCAGUUCUUCAGAAGCUUUAGUUACCACUGGAUUUGCCACAUUUCUACCAAAGUUUAUAGAAAAUCAGUUUGGAAAGACGUCAAGUUUUUCAGCAACUCUUGGAGGACUUGUAUUAGUUCCAGCAGCAGUACUAGGCCAAGUCAUAAGUGGCAUCUUGGUUUCCAAGUGCAAAAUGGAUUUGAAAAGCAUAAUCAAGUUCAUGAUAAGCACUUGUUCAGUGGCCCUGCUAUUAAACACAGUGUUUUUAUUUGCCAAAUGCAGGAAUGAACCUUUCGCAGGUGUCUCUGAAACAUAUAAUGGAACAGGCACGCUGCGCAACUUGACAGCACCAUGCAACGCUAACUGUGGAUGUUUGCGCUCUAUGUACUACCCAGUGUGUGGCAGGGAUCGAGUUCAAUACUUUUCUCCCUGUUUCGCAGGAUGCAAAUCAUAUCUUGUUGAUAGCAACAUGACAAAGAUAUACCACAACUGUUCCUGUAUUGGGAAACCAAUAAGAGAAAAUGGUUCAGAAGACUUUCUCUUUGAAGCUAUCUCUGGGAAAUGUCCAACACAAUGCAGAUUUUUACCUUUAUUCUUGACGAUCUUCUUUUUUGCUGUAGUUUUUACAUUUAUGGCUGUUACUCCAACAACUGUGGCCAUUCUCAGGUGUGUGCCACAUAAACAGCGGUCAUUUGCUCUUGGAGUACAGUUAGUGUUUCUACGACUACUGGGUACUAUUCCUGGGCCAAUUUUGUUUGGUGUUUCUAUAGACAGCAGUUGUACUCUGUGGGAUAUCGAUGAAUGUGAAACUAAAGGAGCCUGCUGGGUAUAUGAUAAUGAAAGAGUAGUUUAUCUGCUGAUGGGCAUGAGUGCUGCUUGCAAAAUCAUCACAAUCGUCUUUGUGGUCCUGGCAGUGUAUUUCUACAAGCCUCCACCACUGAAUAAAGCACUGUCGCCAAAGGAUGCAGAAAUGGUAUCUGCUGUACACACAUGAAUUAUGAGCAAAUCAGGGACUUUUGAAAGAAACCAGUAAGAAUAAGCACUUUUACAACAGUUGUACCAAAGUUCUUGUACACCCUUGCCUGAAUAUAAAAGAUCACAUUCAACAUCUGAGCAACUUAAAAUAUUUGUGAACCUGUAGUGUUCUUUAAUUUGCUAAACAUUGCUUAGUAUUCCAUUGAGUAUAUCCAAAGAAAUGGCACUUUAAUUUGCAGUCUAAUUUAAAAAGUCUAGUGUGUAACUUAAUUGAAACAAGUUGCUUACUCUGACUGAGCCCCACUUACCUCUAUUCGUAACUGUAGUGGGAGAAAACAAGUAACUUGGAAUAUUAAAGGGAACUAUGUAUGUUCUAAAAGGAUUUAUUUUAAUGUGCUCAUAAUCUGGGCUAGUGCCUUUGGGGAUGUUUUUCUAUAGCAACACUUGGGAAUAUGCAAGUUUGGCCAUUUUAAAAAUAUUUCUACAUGUUAUUUUAAUGGCAUAAGUUCACUUCAUAGUAUUGCAGGAAAAUGUAAAUGGUUAUAAUAUGUUAGCUGGGUUGUAAAAUCAAAAUAUUGCUUAAUUUGAGUGUUUGAGUUUCUAUCUGGAAUAUAUAUAGAAAGUUGCUGUUCAGCUGAUUUAUUUAAACAUUUUUAAAAUGUUUCUGUAAAAUUUGAAGAGAAAACCUAUUUUCUUACAAUUUCUGUGUAUGCGCUGUCACUGCCAAAUGACUGAGUUCUAGGCUUCUCAACUCCAAGAAGCACAAUGCUGAAAGCUAGCAAGAAUGUGUAUGGAAAAAUCAGAAGUAGAAAAAUAUAGCUUUAGUUUUUCUUUUUGACAUAAUAAGUAGUUAUUCAAGCUGUAUUUGUAUAGCACAACAGAAGUGAUAUACAAGUCAACCACUGUUACCAGACAUUAAACUAGUGCCUGCUACUGAAAUAUCAUUCAAUGUUGACAGGAAAUUUUUAAUGAGCCAGAUAUCCCAUAUGUUUGUUUUACUUUGUUAAUAAACACUUCUUUUUUGUUGCA